UAGAACUAAAUUUUCUGAUUAUUUUGUUUUAAUUUUUCAUAAAACAUUUUUUUCUUCUGGUUUUCCGGAGAGGGAGAGGAAAGAGGCGACCUUUCGAACAAACAACUGUUUUCUGUUCUGUGCGGCAGCUCAUAUAAUUAUUUUUAUUUUUGAUCCGGUAAAGCGAGAGCGUUAUACAGGGCACGCAAUAAGGAUUCUUGCCGGAGGAAUUAUUAUUCUUCACUGUUUCAGUGUCGCCGGAAUUGGACUUCCAGCGAUCUCGUUUUCGGCAGAAUAAGGGAGGGUUGGUUGAUUUGAUUGGUGGCCGGGGGUUGGGUUUUGAAGAGAUUCCGGGGAAGAUGGUGAAUCCUAUGGUGGAACGGGCUACGAGCGACAUGUUGAUCGGGCCUGAUUGGGCUAUGAAUAUCGAGAUCUGCGACAUGUGCAACCACGACCCUGGGCAAGCAAAAGAUGUGGUUAAAGGAAUAAAGAAGCGCCUUGGAAGUAAGAAUGCCAAAGUUCAACUUCUUGCUUUGACAUUAAUGGAGACUAUCAUAAAGAAUUGCGGGGAUAUCGUCCACAUGCAAGUGGCAGAGAGAGGUUUGCUCCAUGACAUGGUGAAAAUAGCGCGGAAAAAGCCUGACCUUCAUGUCAAGGAGAAGGUUCUGAUUCUGAUAGAUACAUGGCAAGAAGCUUUUGGAGGGCCAAGGGCAAGAUAUCCUCAAUAUUAUGCAGCAUACCAGGAGUUGUUGAGAGCUGGGGCAGUGUUUCCUCAGAGAUCGGAGCAAACAGCUCCGGUUUUCACACCUCCACAAACACAACCAUUAUCAUCAUAUCCGAAGAAUCUGCGGAAUCCUGAUGCGAGACCGGAGCCAGCUGAAUCCUCUGAGUCUGAGUUCCCAACCUUGAGCUUAUCGGAAAUCCAAAAUGCACGUGGUAUCAUGGAUGUCCUGGCAGAAAUGCUUAGUGCUAUAGAUCCGGGAAACAAAGAGGGUCUAAGGCAGGAAGUCAUAGUUGACCUAGUGGAUCAGUGUCGCACAUACAAGCAAAGAGUGGUACACCUUGUUAAUUCGACAGCGGAUGAAUCACUGCUAUGUCAAGGUUUGGCACUUAAUGAUGACUUGCAGCGUGUUUUAGCCAAACAUGAAGCCAUUUCUUCAGGAACUGUUCUUCCGAAGGAUAAGCCAAAGACGGAUACUCAACCUAGUGGGAGUCUAGUUGAUGUUGAUGGUCCUCUAGUUGAUGUUGCGGGUGCCAAACAGUCUAAUCAGGAAUCUCCUUCGAGUUCAAGUGGAGCCAAUCAGCCACUGAACCAGCUAUUGCUUCCUGCACCCCCCACGAGCAAUGGUCCAGCCACUCCAUCAACAGCAGCCAAUCCUAAGAUGGAUCUGUUAAGUGGUGAUGACUUCAGUUCCCCAAAGGCUGGUGACACAUCACUUGCUCUUGUUCCUGUAGGUGAAACACAGGCCACUACUUCUCCUUCUCAGCAGAAUGCACUUGUCCUGUUCGACAUGUUCUCCGACAAUCAACCAAACGGUGUUGCAAACAAUCCUGCCAAUGCUAACAUGCAGCCUACUCCAUUCGAUGGUCAAAAUAACACUAUGACCCAGCAAUUCCAACCACAGCAAAAUUUCCAACCUCCAGAACAACCUGCGAUGUACCCUAAUGGAACCACGCCGAAUAUGGGAUCACCAUUCAUGCAAGGUGCUGUCCCUGCCUGGAAUGGACAGCUCACCCAGCAGCCUCAACAGCCCGUCUCUCCAGUUUACGGUUCAAAACCCGACGGCUCGCUACCUCCACCACCAUGGGAAGCUCAGCUAGCAGCAGAUGGCAUUGGAAGCCCAGUAGCAGGAUCUCAAUACCCAUCACAGCCCAUGCAAGUCACUCAGGUGGUCGUCACCCACAGUCAGCCACUGACCAACCCUAUGCACCCGAUGGGACCAAUGGGAACCGAUCCGGGAGUGGGAAUCUAUAUCCAACCAGUUACAAGCGCCCCGAUGUCACCCAUGAGCAAUUCGGCAGCUGGAGGACAGGGCAACCCAUAUUUUGGAAUGCAGUAUCCCCAGCAAGCCGGAGGGGGGCAGUACAUUGGGAUGGGAAUGGCCCCACAGUUACCAAUGUAUCCUCAACAGCAACAGCAGCUGCAGCAGCAGCAGCAGCUACAGCUACAGCAACAGCAACAGCAGCAGAUGUAUAGCAACCAAAUGGCAGGAUAUGGAGGAUAUGGUGGUGGUAUGUACGGACAGCAACCGCAGCAACUUCAGCUGACACCUCAACAGCAGCGGUACCUAGAGCAGAAAAUGUAUGGAAUGUCGGUGAGAGACGACAGCAGCUUGAGAAGCUCGUCUUCUUACGGGCUACCUUCAUCGAACUCUUCGUCUAUGGUCCCAAAGCCAUCAAAGCCGGAAGAUAAGCUGUUUGGUGAUCUGGUCGACCUUACCAAGUUCAAGCCGGCGAAAACCCCAGGGGGUAGUAUGUGACAUCUCCAUCGGUGACUGCUUUCCUAUUCUUUUUUGUUAUAGCUUUUCUGGGUUUUUUCUCUUCAUUCCCUCGAUCAGCUUCUGUUGUUUUACCAAGUAGUUUGGUAAUAACUUGCAUCUUCUUGCUUCUUCAUAUGUUUGUUUCACUUUGAUUACAUGUAUUCCUUGGCGUUUUGGUCCUCCCUCAUAAGUUUUGGUCCUGGCCUGGCUAUAAUAAUCACUUUCUGUACAUGAUUGUUGUUUAGAGAGAGGGAGAGGGAGAGGGAGAGAGAGUGAGAGAGGGAACCUUCAAAUAUAUACUGCAGAAGGGCAUCUGGUUUUUUAUUUUUUUCCCCUAUUACUGCUCUUGUUCCUGAUCAAUGUUGUGAAUAGGGGUAGUGGUUUGGUUUUUUGGUUUUAAUCGAAACGGUUUAUCGGUUUUUCUUUACGAUUUCGCUUAAAUCGGAAAUCGUUAAUAAACCGAUAAAAGUAGACAAGCUCUUAAUGCAAUC
Linum tenue is the source of this 2950-nucleotide messenger RNA. The record is from the annotation of a GenBank genome assembly. NCBI's taxonomy places the organism in Eukaryota, Viridiplantae, Streptophyta, Magnoliopsida, Malpighiales, Linaceae.